AUGCAGGGCGACUACAGUGCAGCCGUAGCGGCACUGAACACACUGCAGAGCAACUUCUCCAUCGUCGACGCCAUUCGCAAGUCUGGAAGAGGCAUGAACCAGAAUGCCAUCCCGGAGAUGAUUGAGUGGGUCAAGAAGCUGGGCUACGAGCCCGCCGACUUCGACAGAUUGAACGCCGUCCACGUCGCCGGAACCAAAGGAAAAGGCUCCACUAGCUCCUUUGUCUCGUCCAUCCUCGGUCAAUACGUCGCAGAGGCCAAAGUCACCAAGACGGGCCUUUACACUUCACCCCACUUGCGAUUCGUGCGCGAGCGCAUCCAGAUCGACAACAAGCCCUUGACUGAAGAGCAAUUUGCCAAAUACUUCUUCGAGACUUGGAACAGACUCGAAGCUGCUGCCAAAGCCGCCGGCCAUGCCGAUCCCACCAGCAAAGAGACCAAGCCCGUCUACUUCCGCUUCUUGACCUUGAUGGCUCUGCACACGUAUAUCAGCGAAGGCGUGGAUGCUGCUGUCAUCGAGUGCGGUAUUGGAGGCGAGUUUGACAGCACAAACAUCCUUGUCAAGCCCAGCGUCACAGCAGUCACGAGUCUGGGCAUCGAUCAUGUUGCCAUGUUGGGCGAUACGAUUGACAAGAUUGCCUGGCACAAAGCUGGUGUCUUCAAGCCCGCCGUCCCUGCUUUCUCCGCCCCUCAGCCUGAAGAAGCCAUCAAAGUUCUCCACGAGCGCGCUGCCGAACGCAACACCAAGCUCGAAGUUGUCGACGUCCAUCCUGAACUCGCCAAUAUUAAGCUCGGCCUAGCCGCAGACUUCCAAAAGACAAAUGCCUCUGUCGCCAUUGCCGCCGCCGCUGCAUACCUGCGUCGCGUAGGCGUCGAGGACCUACCAACCUCCACAUACCUGCCCACCGCCUUCCGCAGAGGCCUUGAGGAUGUCCACCUAGGCGGCCGCUGCGAGACACGCACAGACACAACCACUCCAAACCUGAAAUGGCACAUUGACGGCGGCCACACACUCGAGAGCAUCGAGCUAGCCGCCACUUGGUUCGGCAGCCUGAUCUCCUCAUCGCCAAACUCAACCACCCGCAUCCUGAUCUUCAACCAACAAACCCGCGAUGCGUCCUCACUGGCUCUGAAACUCCACAGCACUCUGGCAUCUGCAUUGGCAGACCAAAAGCCAUUUUCGCACGCGUUCUUCUGCACGAAUACUACCUACGCUGAGUCGGGCUUCCGUCCUGAUCUUACUAGCAUCAAUACCAAUGCUUCUGAUGUGGAGACGCUGAGUGUGCAAAAUGCUCUGGCGGAAACUUGGAAGGGUGUAGAUGGGUCUUGUGAUGUGCGUGUGUUCAGAACUGUCGAGGAAGCUGUAAAGGCUGCUAGGGAGGCUGCUGGCGAGCAGAAAGAGGAAGUUAUGGUGCUUGCUACCGGUAGUCUGCAUCUGGUUGGUGGUGUGGUCGAAGUGCUUGAGGGUGGUAAUGCUUAG
This is a messenger RNA of Aureobasidium namibiae CBS 147.97, 1479 nucleotides long. Its product is annotated as FolC bifunctional protein. Gene Ontology annotation, molecular function: ATP binding; tetrahydrofolylpolyglutamate synthase activity. The record is from RefSeq and is a predicted model, not a curated record. Gene Ontology annotation, biological process: tetrahydrofolylpolyglutamate biosynthetic process. The coding region runs from base 1 to 1479 and encodes 492 amino acids. NCBI's taxonomy places the organism in Eukaryota, Fungi, Ascomycota, Dothideomycetes, Dothideales, Saccotheciaceae. Gene Ontology annotation, cellular component: mitochondrion; cytosol; cytoplasm. The transcript is spliced from 3 exons.